This is a messenger RNA of Spodoptera exigua (beet armyworm), 1450 nucleotides long. The record is from the annotation of a GenBank genome assembly. Lineage: Eukaryota; Metazoa; Arthropoda; Insecta; Lepidoptera; Noctuidae.
GUUGAAACGUCAAAUAGUAGAAACUACCUAACUUUUGCUGUCUGACGUCAAACUUCAGUCACACAAUAAAUUGUUGUGAAUUUUGUUGUUUCACCUUUUUAUUAUCCUAAGCAAUUUGCUGUUAAUAAUUCAAGAUGAAUAGAAUAUUCGGAAGAGGAAAACCCAAGGAACCUGGCCCAAGUAUUACAGACUGUAUAAGCAGCGUAGAUAGCAGGGCCGAUAAUAUUGAGCAGAAGGUCCAGAAAUUGGAGUCGGAGCUCAGGAAAUAUAAGGACCAGAUGAACAAAAUGAGAGAGGGACCAGCCAAAAAUUCGGUGAAACAAAAGGCUAUGAGGGUGUUAAAGCAGAAAAAAAUGUAUGAGCAGCAAUUAGAGAAUUUGAGAGCGCAAUCUUUCAAUAUGGAGCAAGCUAACUACGCUACACAGACCCUGAAAGACACACAAGCUACUGUAGCAGCCAUGAAGGAUGGAGUCACACAGAUGAAGAAGGAGUUCAAGAAAAUUAACAUUGAUAGCAUUGAGGAUGUUAAUGACGAGUUGGCAGACAUGUUGGAGCAGGCAGACGAGGUCCAAGAAGCGUUGGGCCGCCAGUACGGCAUGCCAGAGAUCGAUGAUGAUGAACUCGCUGCUGAAUUGGAUGCCCUUGGUGAUGAGAUAGCACUAGACGAUGAUACGUCGUACUUGGACGACGUGGUGAAGGCACCUGCAGCCCCCGACAAGGAGCCAGGGGCCGACAGUGUCCGCAACAAAGACGGGGUCCCAGUAGACGAAUUCGGUCUACCACAAGUACCCAGUGCCGCGCAAACUUCCCGCUGAUCUGUGGGUACAGGUAAAGGCUUUAAAAACCUCCCAAUUUGCUUUUAAGUCAACCACCUUGUUAAUAUAGCGUUUUUUUUUUUGUUUUUUUUUUUAUUGAAUAUUUGUGGCGCGUUUGUAUAAAGGUAUUUUCAAAGCUGUGACGAAAAAUGGAUAUGUGUUUUAAACACAGUCCAAGUCGUUUUUGCGUGAAAUAAUAACAAACAUAAAUCCAUGGAUGUAGUAGGAUUUAUUUUUACAGUUUAUAACAAAAAAUAUGUUUUGUCAAAUAAUGUUUGUAAUGCAAUCGGCCAUCCUGAAAUUUCCUUUACAGUAUCUACCAUAAUAGUUGAGAUAUUGUUAAAGUAUGUGGUGUCUUCAUAAACAUACAAAAUUUUCUGAAUUCCAUUACGCUGUAAUUUGAAUUACAUGAACAAAGUAAAGCGCGCCCUUUUAUUUUACCUCAAUAUAAUAAUAAUAAUAUGCCACUACUGUCUUGCACCUAACAUAAUAAUUAAAUACGUUACUUGUAUGUUGUAUUAUACAAAGAUUUUAAAACAUUGGGAAUACGGUAGUUUCCAACCAGUCAAAUUCAAUACUUUUAUCCAAACGUCAAAAACGAUACUUUUCUAUGAAAUUUGUAUGAAAAACUGAGU